ACAAUGAAAAAAAAUGCUUUUGUGGUUAUCAGUACUUGUGUAUAAUAAUUUUUAAAAGUCUUGAAUUUUAUUUAAACAAAUCCAUGUAUUUUCAAAUUUUAAAAAAAUCUCGAGUCAAUUAAUCGACCUGUUUCUUAAAAUUAGUUUGUAAACGCUAUGAAAAUUUUAUUGGAUUACUUGUGUAAAUAUUAAUAGUAAAUUUGAAUAACAUCUCAAAUCCUGUCAAACUUUUGUAUUUAUUUUUAUGCGCCGUGUGGUUGAUUAAGUUUUAAAUUUAAUUAAUUAUGGAGUCUAGUUAUGGUGUCGAGAAACGAAAGUACUGUAGAAUCGAAGAAGAAAGUGAUCUACGAGACCAGUAUACUCAUGAUAUUCAGAUGUAUACCGAGUAUCCAAAGCAAACAGUCCAACUUGAUCGAUUCUAUGAGUUGGGUUAUGAAAGAAGGCAAAUUCUUAAAUUGAUCGAAUUAAUAUUGAACAGAUCGGAUCUCAAAACGAUUGAAGAUCGAAAAAUAGCUCUAAAAAAUGCUUUGAAAAAAGAUGGAUACACUCAUGCUGCUAAACUUUUAACUGGAUUAGGAUGUGCGUCUCAUACAGAUGUAGAGAUAGAGGCAAGAAAACGAGAUGUUUUAUCCCAUUUUAUUCUAAGACUUGCAUAUUCUCAAAAUCCGGACUUGAGAAAAUGGUUCGUGGCAAUGGAAGUUGAAUAUAUGAAGCUGAGGAUUACGUCAUUGAACAACGAAGGGAUGGCUAAAUUAUUAGCUAUCAAUAAUUUUACUUAUAAACCUAUUUCUCAAGAAGAAAAAGAAACGUUACGAGAAGAGCUUAGUUGUUCAAUAUCUAAAUCAUUGGUUAUAGACAAUAUCGAUUUCUACAAAGUGCCUUUUUCCAAAGUUCUUGAUCUAGUUAAAACCAGAAGAGUUUAUCUAAAGAAAGGAAUUGCAUAUACUCCACAAUUUGAACUUUCUUCUCUUUUUAUAUCGCAGUACAGACGGCAUUUGACAAAAGCCGUUGAGAUUGCAGCGCCGAGUUUUUAUGAAUUACAAGACGAUGAAAGGGUGUUUGAUUAUCUCAAGAAUUUACCGAACUAUUUUCCUGAAUUCGAUCGAACUAUUUGGUCAAGUACAGAAACUCCAAUUGAAGCACUUGAUGAUAUUGCCAAAAUUUCUUAUCCAUUAUGCAUGAGGACAUUGCAUGAAGCAUUGAGAAUGAACCAUCACCUAAAAAAUGCUGGGCGAGUACAAUAUGGUCUCUUUUUAAAAGGCAUUGGAGUUAAAGUAGACGAUGCGAUGAGAAUGUGGCGGGCAGAGUUCACGAAAAAAAUAGAGGCUGAUAAAUUUGAUAAGGAAUAUGCUUAUACAAUUAAAUUUAUCUAUGGAACAGUAGGAAGCCAAAAAAAAUAUACCCCGAUGGGGUGUUCUAAAAUUAUUAGUAAUGUUGCAGGUGCAGGAGAGUAUCAUGGUUGCCCAUACAGAUUAAUGGACAGUGAUACUCUUAAAAAAAAGUUAAUUGCUUACGGGUUGUCAGCCUCAGAUGCUGCUGAGAUUGCUGCCUUAGCUAAAGAGCAUCAUUAUCAAUUGGCAUGUGCUAAGUAUUACGAAAUAACUCAUAAAGUUCCACCAGAGCACCCUGUGAUGCACCCGAAUGCUUAUUACUCAGACAGUCGUAAUAUUAUUGAGAAACUUGCUAGCAAUACUGUCGAUUCUCACGAAAAUCCGACAGGAGGCGAUACACCGAAACAAAAGUUGAAAAUAAAGUCGGAAAAAUUUACACCAAUAAGAACACCAGAUAAACCUUUAGCUAGAAGAAAUAUCGAAGUUAAACCCAUGGAUAUUGAAAAAUUGUUGAAUGAAGAUGAAAUGGAUUGAAUAAUUACAAAAUAUAAUAAGUUAUCAUAUUAAUUGUCAGUAAAGUUGUUAUUUUCUGUCAUAAGGUGUUUAUUUUUAUAAAUUUUUCAUAUCACCUGCAUUGAGACCGAGUUUUUAUGCCUGCGUGGUCAAUUGAAACAACCUAAUUUUAGACUAAUGUGAUUUAGCCGUUAAAAAAUUUUUAUUUUGCACCAUAUUUGCACCGAAAGUUUAAAUUCCUGCCCCGUUUAAAAGAGAGAAAAGUCGUACUAUCCCUGAUAACCAAGUUGGCGAGAAACUGGCGUGAAACUUACAGCCGAAACUAGACACCAAGUUGGCCGCAAAAGUUGAUACUUCCAAAGUUGGAAAUUCAAUAAGUUGACGGUCACUUUCUGAGAAAGUUCUCAGAAUCCUGCAUUCCAGUUGCGGCUCCAUACUGGCGUCAACUUUCUCAAAUUGGCGGUACCUUGUAGUCAAAAAUUGCAUGAAAAAAUCUAACGGAUAACGAUUACUUUCUCUCUCUAGCGAUUCUCGAAGAUAUCCGAAGUCCAAUUUUUUCUAAGUCUCGUAGCAAGAAAUUUUUGCACGACUCGUUCGUGCUUUACGAUCGAAAAAUUUUUUUUCGCCUCACUUCGGUAACUAAUCAAUUAUUAUACCCUUGUUAGUUUACGGAAUUAAGAUGGUUUGCAUACUAUUUUGAAGAAAAUUUAAUGGAGAUUAAUUCCAUACUUUUCAAAAAUUUAUUUAGUUGAAUAAAAACGGAAAAAACAUCAAAAAUAGUUUUAAAAAAUUUCCUGUCCGUUAAGUAUGAAACCCGUAUACACGAUAACUUGCGAAAAAAUGCAGUAAUUGAAUCAAAUUUUUUUUUAAAAAAUUCUUUGAAAUAAUUGUAGGUCUCCUAUUGCAAAUGGCUAGGUAACUCAGUGUCGUUUAAUUACAAUUAAUAAAAGAAUAAAAAAGGCUGUAUAACUAUAUAUCUAUAUAUCUGUGUAAAACUAACAUGGAUGGUGAUAUAUCUAUACAUUAUACGGACAUUUAUUCCGCUAGGGGCGCUUGUGCAUUACCGUCCUAGAACAGCUGUUUUUUUUGCUAAUUGGUAGGCCUGAAUUUUUUUUCAAUUCAAUUUUUUUUUAUUUUUGUUUUUAUUUACGUUUAUUUUUUUUUUGUUAUUAAUCGAGAUAUUUUGAAUAAGUUCUUUUAUAAUUAUAAAAAAAUAAUAAC
Molecule: messenger RNA, 3065 nt
Organism: Microplitis mediator
Lineage: Eukaryota; Metazoa; Arthropoda; Insecta; Hymenoptera; Braconidae
Product: DNA primase large subunit-like
Exons: 7
Coding region: 285-1865 (526 amino acids)
Biological process (GO): DNA replication, synthesis of primer
Cellular component (GO): alpha DNA polymerase:primase complex
Source: RefSeq, a predicted model, not a curated record